Molecule: messenger RNA, 1407 nt
Organism: Penicillium cinerascens
Lineage: Eukaryota; Fungi; Ascomycota; Eurotiomycetes; Eurotiales; Aspergillaceae
Exons: 5
Coding region: 1-1407 (468 amino acids)
Molecular function (GO): oxidoreductase activity, acting on the aldehyde or oxo group of donors, NAD or NADP as acceptor
Source: RefSeq, a predicted model, not a curated record
AUGGAUCUUUCGCGCAUUGUUGCUGCUAAUAUUGACGGCCGCACCCAGAACACACGGUACCGUCAAGGACAGUUCCAUCGCUUACAAUCCGUGCUCGUGAAACAUGUUGCAGAGAUCCAAGAUGCGCUCCGCACUGACUCGGGCCACUCUCUUCAAGAAAUUCGCGCUGAGGUCCUCUUAGCCCUACAGGAGCUGCGAACACAUUACAUGUCGCUGAGUUUGGAGAAAGACUUGAAGGUUGAGUAUCGCAUUGCGCACGGGAAGGAUAAUGCAGAUGGCUUGCACGGCGCUGGAAUCGUUUACAUCGUGCCAUGCACACAUACGCUGUUCUUCUCCGUCAUUUCUGCCCUGACGGCCGCUCUUGCGGCGGGGAAUUGCAUUGUCCUGGAGCUGCCUCAAACAACAAUGGCUCUACCUGCAAUUUUGCGCCAGAUUCUUCCAGAGGCACUAGAUCAUGAUACCUUUGCAAUAACCGCUCAGCGGCCCGAUACUUCAUUCAUGAGCAAGACACUGCUGGUUGCGCAAAGUGAAUCCGAUGCUCCAAGCGGCUUGAUCUCGCCUACCGCCCGAACUGUUGCCAUUGUUGAUCGCACGGCCGAUGUUGCCGAAGCUGCGCAAGCCCUAGUGGCAGCUCGAUUUGCGCUUGGUGGCCGUUCAGCCUACGCCCCGGAUGUGGUUUUGGUGAACGAGUUUUCUAUGAAGCCGUUUGUUGAGGCGGUUAUUCAGCAUGCUUCAAAAUAUCUUGCUGGUGAAAACGGCGAAGCUCGACAGAUGCCCGUCUCACGGCGCUCUGCUUUACUGGACUCUAUUCAAAAGGAGCGGAGUGCACGAGCGCUAGUCUCGGGGAGCCACUGGGGAAUUGUGGAGGUGCAGGACAGGAACUCGCUGUUGCUUCGAAGGAAGAUUGAGGAGAAAGUGUUGCUGGUACACCCCGUUACCAGCCUGGAUGAUGCCAUCGACAUUAACUGCAACGAGACACUCGCCGCAACGUACGCAUUUGCAGCUCCGGCUUCAGCAAAGUAUCUGACCCAAUUCAUCGACGCCGACAUCUCAUGGGUGAAUCACAUCCCCAGUCACAUGCUGAUCGGCCCUGCCCUGCCCCGCAACACACCAUACAGCCCGGACACUCGCUACGCCAUAGCAUCCUUCCAGCGCCCGCGCCCCCAACUAAUCAUCCCACCCACAAACGCCUAUACAGCCCAGACAAUUCUAGACAACGCCACCAACACCACCACCCUCUGGCGCUCCGCCCUAGCACCACUCCCGUCGACAAAUCAACACCCAGGUUUCAAAAUCGGCUUCUUUGAGCAGGGAAUCAUCACCGGCGGCGUACUAACGCUGGCAUCGCUGUUGGCCACGAUUUCUACAAUUGGAUAUUACACAUGGGUAUACGUACGACGGGGGUGA